This is a messenger RNA of Racocetra fulgida, 664 nucleotides long. The record is from the annotation of a GenBank genome assembly. Lineage: Eukaryota; Fungi; Glomeromycota; Glomeromycetes; Diversisporales; Gigasporaceae.
GUUUGCAAUGGAUAUGCGGAAUUAUGUAACAGGACCUAUUCCGAAGUAGCGUUUGCUGCAACACAUAACUCAUAUGCAUAUAGUGUCAAUCCUGCAUCAAAUCAAUACUAUGACAUUCCAACACAGUUAAAGGAUGGAUCUGAUAUUGAACUUUGUCAUACGGACUGUAGAAUAUUGGAUGCAGGAACUGCUGCAAAUACUUUGAAAAUCUUUACAAGUUAUUUACAAGAUAAUCCGAAUGAAAUAAUUACAAUAUUUUGGGAAAAUUCUGAUAAUAUAGAUCCACUUCGAUACAAAGAUGAGUAUGAUAAAGCGAAUCUGACUCAGUACUGCUUCACACAAUCUGUUGGUGAACCAUGGCCUACUUUGUCUACUAUUAUCCAAUCUGGAAAACGGGUUAUUAACUUUAUGGACAAGAAUACUAAUAAUAAUACCGUUCCAUGGUUAAUGCCCGAAUAUUCUUACGUAUUUGAAACACCAUUUCAAAACUCUGAUCCUAAUGCAUGGCAAUGUACCGUUGACCGACCAAAAGACCAACCUCAACAAAUGUAUUUGUUGAAUCAUUUCCUAUAUACUGUCUUAUUCGGUGGUAUGGUCGAAGGUCCCAACCCUCAAAAUGCCGCGUCAACUAAUAGUGAAAAUCUUGCUAAGCAUGCUCAAAACU